AUGUCUAAACUCAUCACUGUAUUCGGCGCCACCGGCAACCAGGGCGGGUCCGUCAUCGACCACAUCCUACGUGAUGCUCAGCUUUCCAAAGAGUACAAAAUUCGCGGCAUUACUCGCGACACGUCCAAGCCGGCUGCCAAGGCACUGGAGAAGCGAGGGGUCGAGGUUGUCUCGGCCGAUCUGAACUCGACGGAUUCUCUCCUGAAAGCUCUGGCAGGGUCUUAUGCCGUGUUUCUCGUUACAAACUACUGGGAAAAGGCCGAUGGCAACCUCGAGUACUCGCAGGGCAAAAACGUCACCGAUGUUGCCAAAAUUUGCGAUGUUUCGUAUUUGAUCUUUUCCUCUCUCCUACAUGUCACCGAGGAGUCAAACGGCCGACUGAAGCACGUGCCGCAUUUCGACAGCAAGGCAAACGUUGAAAAGUAUAUCAAGUCGUCGGGGAUCAAGUGUGCAUUUGUCCUGCCAGGAUUUUACAUGCAGAACCUCACGACCAUGAUUCGCAAGGGCGAUGACGGGGCAUAUCAACUGGUUUUUCCUGUCGACGGUAACAAAGCCAAGUUUCCUCUCUUUGAUGCUGCCAACGACACUGGACUGUUUGUCAAGGCCGCUUUGAAACACAAAGACACGCUUAAUGGGAAGCGUAUUCUCGCGUCGUGUGACUAUUAUACCAGCGAGCAAAUUGUUGAAACGUUUUCCCAGGUGACUGGCAAAAAGGCGAGGUUCGUCCAGGUCACUGCAGACCAAUUCCGCAAGUCGCUGCCCGAGAAUAUGGCUGAGGAGCUUCUUGAGAACCUGCUAUUUAUUGAAGACCCUGGCUACUUUCUCGGAGCUAGUCUUGAUGAUAGUCUGCGUCUUGUUGAUGAGAAACCUACGAGCUUGGCUGAUUUUGUGAAAACGAAUGCUGCGGCGUGGGAGUAG
Molecule: messenger RNA, 918 nt
Organism: Beauveria bassiana ARSEF 2860
Lineage: Eukaryota; Fungi; Ascomycota; Sordariomycetes; Hypocreales; Cordycipitaceae
Product: nmrA family transcriptional regulator
Exons: 3
Coding region: 1-918 (305 amino acids)
Source: RefSeq, a predicted model, not a curated record